AUGCGCCCUUCCCACCACCAUGCUCAUUCCAACUCAGCCUCUCAGUCCUUCCCCCGCCAUUCCAUCCUCCCCUCAGCAACAACAACAAACCCCUCUAGCGGCCCCUCAUCUAUGUCCGCCGCCAAAACGUGCCAGUACGCAAACCUGCAGACGCAGCUGGCACAGCUGAAUGCAAACCUAGCCGACACGGAGAAUUUGUUGCGCAUGACGGCCGUGCAGGCGGAGGAUAUGCGGUUUCUGGGCGGGUAUGUGGGCGCCCUCUUCAUGGGGUCUGCAAAGGUACUCGGCGAGGAGGGGGUUAAGGGGGCAAGUAAUGAACAGGAGAAGGGGAAAGGGAAAGAGAAGGCUCAGGAUGAGGAUGAAGAUGAGGAGGGCGAGCAGUAG
Aspergillus puulaauensis is the source of this 384-nucleotide messenger RNA. Its product is annotated as DASH complex subunit HSK3 family protein. NCBI's taxonomy places the organism in Eukaryota, Fungi, Ascomycota, Eurotiomycetes, Eurotiales, Aspergillaceae. The record is from RefSeq and is a predicted model, not a curated record. The transcript has a single exon. The coding region runs from base 1 to 384 and encodes 127 amino acids. Gene Ontology annotation, biological process: attachment of spindle microtubules to kinetochore. Gene Ontology annotation, cellular component: DASH complex.